AUGCCCCACGCCUCUCUAAGCCGCGAAAGCGUCGCCGCCCACGACAAACCCGACGAUCUCUGGUGCAUAAUCGACCACAAAGUCUACGACCUCAGCGACUUCGUCGACGCGCACCCAGGCGGCUCCGUCGUCCUCGAGCAGGUUGCGGGCACCGACGCCACAACCGCCUUCUACAACCUGCACCGGCAGGAAGUCCUCGAGAAAUACUCCUCGCUAUGCAUCGGCACGCUCGAAGGCGAGAAGCCCGAGGUCGUCGUAACGAAAGCCGGGGAGCUGAGCACGGUGCCCUACGCGGAGCCGCUGUGGCUACGUCCGCAGUUCAAUAGCCCGUAUUUCAAGGAUAGUCACCGCAAGCUGCAGAAGAAAGUGAGGGAGUUUGUGGAUACGUAUGUCACGCCGGAGGCGCAGGAGAAGGAGAAGAAUGGGGAGUAUAUCAGCCAGGAGCUUAUUGAUCGGAUGGCGGAGAAUGAUAUGCUUGCUAUGCGGCUUGGGCCAGGGAAACAUCUGCAUGGGAAGAAUUUGAUGGGGGUGGUUAAGGGCGAGGAGUUCGAUUAUCUGCAUGAUCUCGUGCAGGCGCAAGAAUUCGUCCGGGCCAACGCCAGAGGGUUCCAGGAUGGGAAUAUGGCGGGCAUGAUGAUUAGCUUGACCGCUGUGCUGCAGUGGAUGGGCAACGAACAACUCAAGCAGAAGGUUGCGAAGGAAGUGCUUAGUGGCAAGAAGAAAAUGUGUCUUGCUAUCACGGAGGCGUUUGCCGGGAGCGAUACACCGGAUGGGAAGCAUUAUAUCGUGAGGGGGACUAAGAAGUGGAUCACAAACGGCAUGUUUUGCGACUACUUCGUCACAGGCUGCAGAACGGACAAGGGGUUCUCUGUCCUGAUGGUCGAAAGAGACGACAACGUUGAGACCAAGCUCAUCAAGACGUCGUACUCCACCGCCGCGGGUACUGCAUUCGUGGAGUUCAACGAUGUGAAGGUUCCAGUGGAGAAUCUGCUAGGCGAGGAACAUAAGGGGUUUAUUGUCAUCAUGUCAAAUUUCAAUCACGAGCGCUUCAUGAUGUGCUGCGCCGUGAUCCGGCAAUCCCGCACCGUCGUCGAAGAAUGCCUCAAGUGGUGCAAUCAGCGCAUUGUCUUUGGCAAGCCGCUCAUUGACCAGCCGGCUAUACGGCAGAAACUUGCGAAAAUGAUAUCCCUGGUGGAAGCGAAUCAGGCGUGGUUGGAAUCGAUUGCGUACCAGAUGUCGCAUAUGAGCUAUGCGCAACAGAGCAAGCAUCUGGGCGGACCCAUCGGUCUGCUAAAAUCGUACUCUACCCGGAGUGCGCACGAGAUUGCGGAUGAAGCGGUCAACAUCUUUGGAGGAAGAGGACUCACCCAGAGCGGGAUGGGCAAGGUGGUCGAGAUGUUCCACAGGACGUAUAAGUUUGAUGCGAUUCUCGGUGGAACGGAGGAGAUUCUGGCUGAUUUAGGGGUCAGGCAAGCGAUGAAACAAAUGCCGAAAGCGAUGUUGUAGUGGGAGUGAGAUAGGAAGGAAGGGUGUAUGAUAGGAGACGAUAGGGAGAGAGUAACAUGAUUGUGGUGCUGCUUACAAAAGGUAAGAAGGGAGAUGCUACGAUAGUCGAACUAUAAAGCCAAUACAGGCCAUAUUCGGACGUGUUA
Trematosphaeria pertusa is the source of this 1652-nucleotide messenger RNA. Its product is annotated as acyl-CoA dehydrogenase family protein. Lineage: Eukaryota; Fungi; Ascomycota; Dothideomycetes; Pleosporales; Trematosphaeriaceae. Gene Ontology annotation, molecular function: flavin adenine dinucleotide binding; heme binding; oxidoreductase activity, acting on the CH-CH group of donors. The transcript has 4 exons. Bases 1 to 1506 code for a protein of 501 amino acids. The record is from RefSeq and is a predicted model, not a curated record.